Cryptotermes secundus is the source of this 3916-nucleotide messenger RNA. RefSeq names its product alpha-L-fucosidase (gene Fuca). The coding region runs from base 238 to 1623 and encodes 461 amino acids. The record is from RefSeq and is a predicted model, not a curated record. Gene Ontology annotation, biological process: fucose metabolic process; glycoside catabolic process. Gene Ontology annotation, cellular component: lysosome. NCBI's taxonomy places the organism in Eukaryota, Metazoa, Arthropoda, Insecta, Blattodea, Kalotermitidae. The transcript has 10 exons. Gene Ontology annotation, molecular function: alpha-L-fucosidase activity.
AACAAAGGAACAUGUUCAUUGGCUCUUAAAGGCCUUGUUCAAAGGAGAGGAAUAAGUGGGAAGGUUUGGUGUGCUUCAGAAAUUAAUAAAAAUGUGUGUUGAAAAUUUGAAUUCUACUGAAUACUGUUUGUAAAACAACACAAUAUUUUGAAGUUAGUGUUCAAAAUUAUGAGGCAAGCAGAUAAUCAAAACUGAUUUACAAAUAACCAAAACCAACAGUGAACAAGAAACUCCAAGAUGUCUGCUUUAUGGUGGAUAUCUAAGCUGGCGGGAGUGAUUAUUGCCUCACAUUAUGGAUGCAUAGAAGCUAAUGUCUUAAGAUAUGAUCCAAAAUGGGAAAGUUUGGACUCUAGGCCUUUGCCCCAGUGGUAUGACAAUUCAAAGUUUGGGAUCUUCAUACACUGGGGAGUUUUUUCUGUGCCAAGCUUCGGUUCUGAGUGGUUCUGGAGCAGCUGGGAAGAUAAGAAGUUAUCACAAUAUGUGGACUUUAUGAAGAAGAAUUAUCCUCCAGGUUUCACUUACCAAGACUUUGCAAGUGACUUCACGGCAGAGUUCUACAACCCUGAUGAUUGGGCAGAAAUAUUUCAGAGCUCUGGGGCAAGGUAUAUUGUGUUAACCAGUAAACAUCAUGAAGGCUACACUCUGUGGCCAUCCAAGACAGCCUUCAGUUGGAAUGCUGUGGAUGUAGGUCCACACAGGGACUUAUUGGGAGAACUGUCCAACUCUAUUCGAAAAAAGACGGACCUCAAGUUUGGACUGUAUCACUCUUUGUAUGAGUGGUUCAACCCACUGUAUCUGCACGAUAAGAACAACAAUUUCACUACACAACUAUUUGUGAAACAGAAAACCAUUCCUGAGUUGUACGAAUUGGUGGAAAACUACUAUCCAGAAGUGAUAUGGUCAGAUGGUGAAUGGGAAGCAACAGACGAAUACUGGACAUCAAAGGAAUUCAUUGCCUGGUUGUAUAAUGAGAGCCCAGUUAAGGACACAGUUGUAGUAAAUGAUCGCUGGGGAAAAGGAGAUGUUGGCAAGCAUGGUGACUACUACACCUAUUCUGAUCGAUACAACCCAGGAGUGCUUCAGCCACAUAAAUGGGAGAACUGUAUGACAAUUGACAAACAAUCUUGGGGCUUUCGCAGAAAUGCCAGGCUAUCAGACUACCUUACAAUGGAAGAACUAGUGCAGACACUGGCUCAGACCGUCAGCUGUGGAGGGAAUCUACUGAUGAAUAUUGGCCCCACUAAGGAUGGGAUCAUUGCCCCAAUUUAUGAAGAACGACUCAGAGGGAUGGGUGCCUGGCUUAAGAUCAAUGGAGAGGCCAUCUAUUCUACCAAACCAUGGACUUACCAAAAUGACACUUUUGCUUCUGGAGUGUGGUAUACAAAGCGUGGCAGUGAUGUUGUUACUACUACUGUGUAUGCAAUUACACUGAACUGGCCCAAGAAUGGCAUCCUCAAACUGGCAGCUCCACGGUUGGUACAGAAUUCCACUGUCACACUUCUGGGACAUGGUCAAGAUUUACAGUGGUUAUCCAGAGAUGGUAUCCAGAUAUGGCUCCCCAACAAAGCCAAAAUUACAAGUGAAUGGGCUUGGGUGAUCAAGAUGACCAAAGUGACAAACUGAGGCUUUGAGUAUCAGAAAGCCACAAAUAACAGACAUCAAGUUCAGACCAAAUUCAAUAAUAUGAUCUUAUUAACUCUAUUAUACUUGCAGUGUUUGCAGAUGUAUGUACCUAUUUUACAUAACUGUGUAGUAUGAUCAUCUAAAUGUAUGGUUCUGCCAGUGAACUAAACUGUUGGACUGCUGCAGGCAAUGGUUGCAGUGUCACAUGUAAUAGGCCAAGGUGUUUUUUCUAUUGCAGUAAUCAUGUGGGUUAUGAACAUCUGAAAAUGGUAGCACUUUAUGUUUUAAGGAAACAGUGACAGGAUAUCAUUUAUACAUUCCACAAUAGGAACAGCCUAGAAAGGAGAAUAUAUAUUUUUCAGAAGAGGCAGGAAUGACAACACCAACAUCUAACAAGGCACCUUCCAACUUCCUAUUGCGUGGAGUUUUAGUUCCACAGACACAGCAUUGCUGCAACGUAAGUCACAUAUGUGCCUUCAAUUUUUGUACAUAUUUUAGCCACCACACAGUAACAUUCAUAUCAUCCUCGUUGCCACUCCCGUCCUCGUCCACCGCCACCGCCACCGCCACCGCCACCGCCACCGCCACCAUUGUCGUAGCUCCUGAUGGUGUUUUUAACAUUUUACUUCUACAUUAAAUAUGUCAGAUAUAAUCUCCAACUUUCGCACUGCUGCUCUGUUUAAAUUGUCAACAUAUAAGCAAAAUUUCAUACAUAACAUGUGGAUACAUUUAUAUUUCACGUGCUUAGCUCCAUAAGGUCAUUACCAAACCAAAACGUUUCACACAGCUGUCAUGUUGAUAUUUUCCAUUCAACAAAAAACUGCUGAAUUUUUUUCUAAGAUAUACCAUUUCAGGAUUCUAAAUUAAGUAAUGCUAGUGUUGCUAUCACCUACUAUUUCACAUGUCCAUCACCUCGUUAUUAAUGCUUCUAGGAUUUUAAGAAAUGAAACAGUGUGACCUCCAGUAUUGUUAACGUUCACAUCAAAUGGUUCAAAAGUUGAAAGAGGGACACACAAACAACACGGAGAUCUCAUAUGACCAAGAAAGGACAAAAAGCUGAAACAUAUCACUACAUAAACAUCUUCUUCUGAAUCCAUUUUGUUCUUCAUAUUAUUUAUUUUCUAAACACUUAAUAUCAGAUACACAUUCCACCAGUCCCUGUUACUCAUUUGUGGAAUGAAGACUAAACAUGCAUAUCACAAGGAUAUAAUACGCGGCUAUGUUGGACAUUGACUGGUUCCAGGAGUAGUUGUUGUAGUGAGUGCAUGAGCCAUGAGAAUAAGCAGGGACCACAGUAAUGGACCUAGGCAUACUGAAAUGCUAUUAUAGCAUUGACUGCAUCUGACACUGCAGCCACUGUUUUACCACAUGCCUUAAACAAGUGAUUCUAAAACAAAUUACAUGGCAAACCGGGAAAAUAUCUAAAUUCUCUACAUGGCUAAAAUUGUAUAAGUACACGCGCACACGCACACACACACGUUAAAUGUUUAAAUAAACAUUAUGUUUAUGCUACUAAUACACACUAUGUGUAGACAGCCUGCAUGGCAUAGCAUUUGUAGUAAACAGUCACCUUCUCCCAACAGUUUUAAGAAUAAUAAUAAAAAAAACUUUGGUAGCAAGUUUAGCAAGACACUAAAAGUUUGAUGCAGAUGGAUGCCAGUCUGCAAAGCAAAAUCUGAGAAACAGUGCCUUAAACAAAUAAAUAUCCUGCAGUGACUUUCACGUAUCUUUCGGAAGGCAUUAUGCUCAAAACAGUUAUUAGAUGGCUCAAAAACUACACAAGAUUAUUUCCAGCCACCUACUGUGGUAAAUAUUCUAACUCUAUCAGAUAUUUCAUGUAACAUGUAAUCAUCAUUAUGUAAGUGUUACUGUCUUGUCUACUGAUAUUCAGAAUUUUGUGUAACAUUUCUUGACAAAGAGAACUGUUAAUAAAAAUCAGUAAGUAUAGCAUCAUUAGCAAUCAAGACAAGUUUAUUUUCUGUAAUUAUAACUACACAAAUUUGUCAAUACAAUCCCUGUUCUCAGUGCUUCACUUGAUGAGGGUGGGAGAUGACACGUCUGAGAUUUAUCAUACAUUUUUUACUAAUGCAACUAUUAUCAGUUCAAUCUGCCCACAUGCCCUGUUUGUAAGAACAUUACAUUCUAUAUGAGGGAAAGUAAUAAGAAAUUUAUUUUCACAAUGAUGGCUGCACUGAUCAUCUAGUAUUCAGUUUAUUUUUCAGUGUUCUCAAUUUAUCUCCAAGUUUAAAAAAUUAGUUUUGUUUUGCUUUCUUAGAUAUAGCAAAAAAAAAAA